UCAAAUAGAGAGAGAGAGAGAGAGAGAGUUGAUUCAAUGGCGAAGUCGCACGACGUGGUUUAAUGCGACAUCGGCGUGUAAAAGAUUGGCAUCAAUUCGCAUUUUCAACGAAGCAGCAAACAAUAAAAUAAAGGGGAUUUCGCAUUCAAACGGCGCGAUUCUGUGUGUAUGUAUCAACGCACACCUGAAUCAUGAUCUGCAUUUUGGUAACCUUUUUCAACAUAAUGAGAUACUAUGUUAUUUAACGUGAAUAUUUGAAGGUACAUGUGAGUGUUGAUCGGUUGGAGAUGGCGGAGGGGACAUACGUGAAGCUGACCAAAGACCAGGUAUCUCUGCAAGAGAUCACCCCAGGCGAACUCAAUCAGCCCAUUGAUAUUGCAGCGAUAAAUGCUCCUAGAUGUGAACAAUGUGGACAAACUCUGCCACCGAGCUAUUGUCCUCCAGCUGAUGAAGAUUGGGUAACUGGGAUUUUCGGUUGCACUGAGGAUCGUGACAGUUGCCUAACAGGAAUGUUUUGCCCCUGUGUACUGUUCGGGCGCAAUGUUGCAACCUUGAACGACGACAUCCCUGAGCGAAGUGCGUGCAUCAGUCACGCUGUAUGCAUUGAAGGUGGCAUUGCUCUUGCUAUCGCCACCGCAGCCUGCAACGGUAUAGAUCCAGACACGGCCUGCCUCCUAACCGAAGGCUUGCUAUUUGCAUGGUGGGUCUGUGGCAUCUACACCGGCAUGGGCCGACAACUGUUGCAGAGAAAAUAUCACCUAAAGGAUUCACCUUGUGAUCCUUGUAUGGUGCACUGCUGCCUCCACUGGUGUGCGAUAUGCCAGGAGCACAGAGAGAUGAAGAAUCAUCUGGCGGAGGGCACUGCAUCCGAGGCGACGGUGGUAAACCCGCCGCCACGGCAGGAGAUGAACGCUGCUGAGAAACAUGAGGAUCAAGGCUCAACUUCACACCAGAGUGGGGAACAUAAUAAUCUGCAGUUACAACCUAUGUGAAAUUCCUUAACAAAAACUAUGCUAAAAGUUUUCAUUUUUUGAGGGGAAAAAAGUAUAGUUUCUUUGGGCAUAAUAAAGCGAGAGACACGAAGCAUAUUGGUCUUACGAUACUUUUCAUAGUUCGAGAUAGAGUAUAUCAGAGUUUUAUUCUUUUGCAAUGGUUGAAACUUACAUAUCUGAAAAA
Salvia splendens (bonfire salvia) is the source of this 1176-nucleotide messenger RNA. RefSeq names its product cell number regulator 6-like. Bases 288 to 992 code for a protein of 234 amino acids. The record is from RefSeq and is a predicted model, not a curated record. Lineage: Eukaryota; Viridiplantae; Streptophyta; Magnoliopsida; Lamiales; Lamiaceae. The transcript has 4 exons.